AUGAUGGCGGCCCCUACCCCCGGCCGAGAGUCGGAGGGCGAGAGGACCUGGAUCAUGGCCAAGCGGGUCGCGUCCAACUGGGAGAAGGAGGACGAGAGCAGCCGGAACCGCCUCUCUGCGCCGGAGGCUAGCCAGCCUUCCCCCGCGGUGCCGAAGACAUUCGUGUCUACCCGUCUGCGGCACCUCCGCCUCUCCCCCGACGGGACUACCCUGGUGGUCAAGUCCGAGCAGGGGGGCGUCGACCACGAGCUAGCGCUGGACGAACUCCUGGAGGUUCACGAAACCCCCUCAGAGGAGAGCGUGACCCUCAUGGGCACAGACAUCGAGAUCCGCAUCGCGUUCAAGGGGCAGGCCAAGGCUCUGAAGCAGUUCCGCAACAUGCUGGUGCCGACGGGCACGACUGGCACCACUACCCCCUCGGAGGUGGACGCUGACCGGUCCACGACUGUGACCACCAUCAAGGACCCUAUGGGCUCUUCGGGAGGAGCGGCACCCCCAUCCCCAGCCGAAGAAUUACAAGCCAGAGAAGCAGCAGCGGCAGGAGGGCCCUCUACCAACGGAGCCUAUUUGGACGGCCGUAACACCGCUGGCAGCAACUACCAACAGCAGCACGGCCUGGGCGGCAUCGAUGAGGGCUCGACGUACGCUCGCGAGGCCCCCUCGUCGAGGUCGGCGGCGGCGACGACGCCGGCGGGCAUGGGAAAGAUGACCUCAAGCGUGACCAACAGCGUCAUCUCUCCCGGCUCCAGCGUGUCCGGCUGGGGCAGCGUCAUGGGCCCCGGCGAUGGCAACCUUGCCGCGGAAAACGCCACCCAGAGGCAGCUCGCCGACAUCACGGAGCGAGCCGGUGCUGCUCAGAAGAAGGCCCUGGCCAGGAGCGGCAGCGGCGGGACGUCGCGGUCCGCAGAGCACGCCAGCAACUCUACGGCGGGAAGCACCUUCGCCGAUGCCCGAGAGAGGGAGCUCGUCAUCGCCGCCCUGCAGAACGCCGAGACAAUGCCCGCGGUGGAGCGGGAGGCAAAGCUACACCUGGUGAAGUACGAGCAGGCUGGCUUUGUGCGCGGCUACGAGGCCUUGUGCGACCAGCAGCAGGUCCGGUUGAGGAAGCGGCCUGAGUUCGCAGAUCUCGAGAACGUGGGCGUAGAGGAGGGGCUAGCCGACCCCAACAUCGUGCUGAGGAGGGGCUAG
This is a messenger RNA of Ectocarpus siliculosus, 1188 nucleotides long. The record is from the annotation of a GenBank genome assembly. Lineage: Eukaryota; Phaeophyceae; Ectocarpales; Ectocarpaceae.